This is a messenger RNA of Cajanus cajan (pigeon pea), 1757 nucleotides long. Its product is annotated as purple acid phosphatase 2-like. Gene Ontology annotation, molecular function: protein binding; acid phosphatase activity; metal ion binding. Lineage: Eukaryota; Viridiplantae; Streptophyta; Magnoliopsida; Fabales; Fabaceae. The record is from RefSeq and is a predicted model, not a curated record.
UACGUUUUAACAGUCAUUAAGGUUUGACCUCAUGUUUGCCGGUAUUUUGCUUGUUCCAGUGGGGUCCUCUGUUCUGUAAUCUUGAGUCUCUUGAGCUAACAAGUGCAUAUGAUCAUGACUAUGUAACAGAGAAGAGAUGAGAUCGAAUUUGCAUAUAGGUGUUGUGAUUCUUUUUCUACUUAUUGCAUGGGUUUCACUUGUUAUCACUGGAGAGAUGUUUUUCUUCGCGAUUAGAAAGACUGCUACUUUUGUCAGAAACGAUUAUUUAUCGGUAGAUAUGCCUAAAGAUAACAAUGUUUUCCGUGUGCCUCCUGGUUACAAUGCUCCCCAACAGGUGCAUAUAACACAAGGAGAUCACGUGGGGAAGGGUGUCAUCAUUUCUUGGAUCACCCCAGAUGAACCCGGCUCAAGCACUGUUCUUUACUGGGCGGAAAAUGGUGAAUUCCAAAGGCAAGCACAUGGCUUUGUCCUUUCCUACAAAUACUUCAAUUACACCUCUGGUUACAUUCAUCACUGCACCAUUCACAAUUUGGAGUUUGACACCAAAUAUUACUAUGAGGUUGGAAUAGGGAAUAACACUCGACAAUUCUGGUUCGAAACUCCUCCCCCUGUUGGCCCCGAUGUCCCCUAUACAUUUGGUGUCAUUGGGGAUCUAGGCCAAACAUACAAUUCCGGCACGACGCUUACCCAUUAUGAAAAAAAUCCGGCGGAAGGGAAGACAGUAUUGUAUGUGGGGGAUCUCUCUUAUGCAGAUGAUUAUCCAUUUCAUGACAACACUAAGUGGGAUACAUGGGGAAGAUUCACCGAGAGAAUUGCUGCUUAUCAGCCUUGGAUUUGGACUGCAGGAAACCAUGAAAUUGAUUUUGCUCCACAACUUGGGGAAAACAGACCAUUCAAGCCUUAUACUUCUCGCUAUCAUGUACCAUACGAAGUAUCAAAUAGUACAUCUCCAUUGUGGUACUCUAUCAAAAGAGCUUCAGCAUACAUCAUUGUUAUGUCUUCUUACUCAGCUUUUGGUAAAUACACUCCUCAGUACAGAUGGCUUCAAAAGGAACUGCCCAAGGUGAAUAGGACAGAGACACCAUGGCUGAUAGUCCUCAUGCAUAGCCCAAUAUAUAAUAGUUACGUGAAUCACUAUAUGGAAGGGGAGACCGUCCGAGUAAUGUACGAGAAAUGGUUGGUUGAGUAUAAAGUCGAUGUUGUCUUUGCUGGUCAUGUCCAUGCUUAUGAACGAUUUGAACGUGUAUCGAAUCUUGCAUACAACACUUUAAAUGGGCAGUACAGACCCAUCAAUGAUCAAUCUGCCCCAGUUUACAUAACGAUUGGAGAUGGAGGAAAUGUAGAAGGACUGGCUACUGCUAUGACAGAGCCCCAGCCAAGCUAUUCAGCAUACCGUGAAGCCAGUUUUGGGCAUGGAAUUCUUGAUAUAAAGAAUAGAACUCAUGCUCAUUUUAGUUGGAAUCGUAAUCAAGAUGGAUAUGCAGUAGUGGCUGAUUCUAUUUGGUUGCAUAAUAGACACUGGAGACAACCAGAACAGAAAUAAUUGGAGGGUGAAGAUGAGUAGUUAUCAGCUGUUGGCAGAUAGGUAGGCAAUUGGCACAUGUAUGAGCAGUAGUAUGAAUAACAUCGUAAUCACAUUUUACAGUUAGAAGAAUCAAUUCAUUCGUUUCUUUAAUUCUUCUUCAAGCUAUGUUCUCUUUUGUUCAGAUAUCUUCUUUUGCUUAGACGGUAUCAAUAGUAUUGUUGCUCAAACAUGA